UCGACGACAUGUUUUUUGUUAUUCGGACCUAGCCUUGUGGAGAGAGACCGGGACUCCGUUCAUCAGUUCUUAAAGCAGAAAUAAAGUACUGGUCUACAACGGUUAGAAGAAUGGGUGUAGACCUUCAAACAUACCGUGGGAGGAUUGGCUCCUUCAAUUCUGCUGGAAGACAUAAUGCUAGUGUCAAAGGAAGCAGUGUUCUGGGUGACAUGUUCCUGAUGUCACUGAUGACGGGCUCAUUAUCGUUCAUAGGACUGCUUCUUUUCAUGGCAGGAAUAGAAAUAAACCCAGGGCCUCUGACAGGAAAGUGGCCAGACAGUAUUAUCAGUCAGCGGGACAUUGUUGCCAUCACUGCCUGUAUAGGAGAAGGUCUUCUUACACUUGGGUUGGCUCUUGGAUUUUCUAAAGCACAAAUUGAACAAAUUAAGAUGGAUAAUAGAACGUCUAUAGAACAAGUUGCAUCUCUUCUUUACAAAUGGCGUGAGAAGGAGAGAAAUAAAGCAUCAUUCGAAAAGCUGUUUACUCUCCUUCAAGAUGUUCCGGGGUUAACUGUCAACUGGGAAAAACUCGAGGAAACCUAUUCAUUAGUUGGACAUCACUCUUUUUUCAACGAGGAACUGAAAAAACUUCUUUUGCAACUUGAUUUGACAAACAAAUUUCCCGAAAAGAUAUCUGUGGUAGAAGCUCUUACAGUAGACAUACAUAAUAAACAGGAACCAAGCAACGAGGAAAAUCUUAAAAAGGCGCCUUGGAUUUUGUUAAAAAGUCUGUUAUCAGCUGUUUAUUACGCAAGGGAUACUGUGCCAAACCAACUUACAAAAUUGGAAGACACGGGAACACUAGUUGUAGAUUUGGAACACUUUUAUGAUGCUGCACCACAAACAACAGAGGAAGGAGGAUCGAUAAGCAGGCUUGACAUUUUUUGGACGUUAUUUCAUUGCUGUGACCCUUUCUUAAAACAAAUUAUUGUUAGAAAACUAUAUAUUUGCAACUUGGCUGUGCCCUUUCUAUCCAAAGAUUACAGAUCAAAUUUAGUUAAGGCCUUCAUCUGGCCUCUGCGUCAUUUAAGUUUGUCUUUUGAUGAAUCAUCAACGUUUAGUGAGCAUGCUUUUGACAUUUCAACUCAUGUGGUCGCGUUUGGACGUCUUGGUAGACCCACGUUGUCCAAAUCAUGUAUAUUAAAUGAAAUUCUCUCCGACGAAAAAACAAAAACAAAAUUUCCUGUAUUCUAUGAUUACUCAUGCGAGUCACAACAUGAAACGAGGUCUGUGAGUAAAGGAACUGUUGAUUUAUUUUGGUUGCACCCACGUCCAGAAAACUAUAUGGAGAUCAUGACAACUCUUUUUAACAUGAGAGGUAAUUUAGCAGAAGAUUUUAAUGCAUCUUUUUUAAAUCUUACUAAGAACUUAGCUGAUAUAUUAGUUGUAUUUACUGACAUUGAUGACCUUAAAAGAAGCAUUAAGUCUUAUGAACAUAUUCUAAAACGAUUUAAAUUUGUGGUCGUGGUAAUGUCAGGGCUAGUUUUCAGAGACCGAGAUACUUUACAGGUGUUAAAAUACAUAAAUGAAAUUUCAAAAGAAUCAAGCUCUGAUAUUAAAUUUAUUCAGACUAAUAAAGGUCAUGAUGUAAGUAAAACUGGGGAAAUUGUAGAAAAUAUAUUAAUGGUACUAAAAGAACACUUGAGAGGAAAAAAAGGCGACUCUUUACACGAACGAUUUGAUAGAAAGACAAGCCAAGAUCUUUUAGUUGAAACAAUUUUCCAAGCAGAAUCUAACAAUGCCGAACGGGCUGCAGAUAAUGUACUUCAAGAAAUCAUUCAGGAAACAACGGCGUGGAAGUAUGACAAAAACAUUUCAAUAAAAGAUGACCUUGACCACUGCAGACAUUCAAUAACGCCCUGCUCAUCCAUUUACUCUAGUGAACUAAGUAAGUUAAUUAGAGCGCUUGAGGUAUCACAAUCAUCAGAUGAGUCGGAAAAAAUUCAAGAUCAAAUAUUGGGUGUCCGCAUAAAGCAAACGCAAAAUAUAACAGAGAGUGUUGCUUCUUUUGUACAAAAUCUGUGUGAGUGCAAAACAAAUGUUGAAAGACAUUUUUAUAUCAACUGGUUAAAACAUGGAAUGGAAAAAAAAUGAGAAAACGUAUGCCCCAUUUACAAUUGAUGAAGGAAAACGAAGAGAAAGUCUUAAAACAGCUGCGCUUAAACAAUGCAACAGAACACGAAAUAAAACAACAAGAACUGACUAUAACUGACAUUGAGAAACAAAUUGAAAAUCUUACUUUUGGUGUAGAAUUUCUUUUCAGAGAAACGGCCCACAUAUGCGAUUCAUUUAUAUAUUUAACGGAAGAUACAGAACAGAUAAACCUACCUUCACUGGAAAAAAUAACGAACCCAUACGCUGAUUUGGUCAUUCAGGGACAAGUUCAUCUAGAGCUAAUUGACAGCGAUAAAUUUUAUAUGCCAACCCUUUGGAUUAGAAAUGUUCUUGCUUCGAUCAAUGCUAAACUAAUCAAUUCGAAGCUGAUUACAGUGUCUGUUUUGGGAUUACAAAGCUCGGGCAAAUCAACUUUGUUGAAUACCAUGUUUGGUGUACAUUUUUCCGUCAGUUCAGGUCGAUGUACAAGAGGAAUUUAUGCACAGUUGUUGCCAGUGAGGUGUAAGUUUACAGGAAUCUCUCCCUUUAAUUAUUUAAUGGUUGUUGAUUCGGAAGGUCUAAGGUCAUCAGACCUUUUAACUGUAUUAUACAGUUACAACCGUGAUAACGAAAUGGCUACUUUUGUUACUGGAUUAGGAAAUAUUUCAAUCAUGAAUAUCAUGGGAGAGCAUAUUUCCGAUCUGAAAGACAUUUUACAGAUAGUUAUUAAUGCUCUGCUACGCCUGUAUGAAGCAAAUAAUGCUCUUCCAAAAGAUCAAAGAUGCUUUCUUGUGCACCACAAUGUGUCAGAACACGCAGCUAAGAAAAAAAUGUCAGCAGGGAUUAAAAGGUUCGUGGAAUGUUUAGACGUUGUAACUGAAGAGGCUGCAAUCCAAGAAGGUUCUUUAUCAAAACGUUUCACUGAUGUCAUUCAAUUUGAUCACGAUUCAAGCGUACAAUAUAUACCCUGCCUUUGGCAAGGGGUUUAUCACUUAAAGCAUGUUAACACUGAGUAUAGCUCCGCUAUUAUCAAGUUAAAACAUUGUCUUAUGAACUCGGCAAUGAAUAUUGACUCAGGCAAAUCAUUUACUGAUUUUGGAAUACAAGCAGUUGAUUUAUGGAAAGGAGUUAUUUCAGAAAAUUUUGUGUUUUCCUUCCGGAACAGGUUGGAAAUUAAAGCAUACUGCACGAUAUUUGAACAAAUAAACAGAGCGCUGUGGCGUGAGGAGAUGUAUGUUAGAAAAAAAGUACUGACUUGUUCUCAAGGCAGCCUUUCACAAUGUAAAUUAGAAACAAAUGUAGAAGACGAAAGGAAUAAACUGAGAUAUGAAACUUCCAAUGCGAUUGAACAAUUUACAGAGUCAGCAUUAACCAUGUGCGAAAAAAUUUUUGGUGAGAGUGAAUAUAAAGAUAUAGCAUUUAAAUGGAAAUGCGACAUUCAUUUGUAUAUUAAAAAGAGAUCUGAUGAAAUACAUAGUAGUUUAGUUAAAGAACUUAACAACAGUUGUGAAAUCAAAAAAUUUGAACUUUCCACUUUAAAGCUAAUGAAGGACAAACGAACCUUGCUGAAAUCAGAGGCCACUAAGCUUGCAAAAACAUUACGCAAAAAGGGGAAUGGAAUUGAUCGAAAAACCAUUGAUAGUUCAUUUAAUAAGAUAUGGAAAAGGUAUAAAAAUGAAAAUGUUUGCGACAAAAUUGACUUUCACGAAUUAACAAAGCUACAUGUGCUUGAAAAAUUCAAAAAUGAUAUUAAAAUUCUCCAGAAAGUGAUCAAGCAUACAACAGAACCAACUACAUUAAGAAAUAGUUUUGCCUCAAGUCCUUUUUGUCGCACCGAUAUAAACACUGACGAACCAAAUGAAGCUAAACAGAUAAUACUUUUUCAAGAAUUAGAAGUAAAUGUUAACUGUUUUUUACAGAAAGUGGAAGAAGUGAUCCAAGACAUUUGUACUGAAACAAAAGAACUACUCACAGUAGACUUUAUGUCGUUUUUGCAAAAUGUAUGUGAUUUGUUUCAAGAAUUGACCUCAAAAGUUCGAAAUAUAACUUUGAAAAAAAUAUUUCACAUUAAAUUGGACGUGCAUAUUUUAAACUUUGCUUCUUGUGCGUUUAAAAACCACAAUGAAUUUUAUGAUAACCAAUUCGGUAUGACUGCACAUAUGAACCGGUAUAAAAGCGAGUUGUAUAUUCUUUUUCAAGAAGAUGUAGUUAACCGGACAGCAGAACAUAGGGCAGCCGAAUUGUUCUGUUUGGGAGUUUGUAACUCAUUUAAAAAAAAUGUAUCCGGUCAUCUCCGUUUGAAAACUGAAGAACAUCUGAAAGGCAGUCUACCGUUUACAAAGCAUAAUCUAAUAAAAGCCAUAUGCACAACUUUGGCAAACAAUAACAAACUCGACCAAUUCGUCGAAUAUUUAAGAAAUCCAAAACUGUUUGCGAAAGGUUGGAUGAAGCAUCAAUGUGAGGACAACCUAAACAUAUCAAAACUUGCCAUAGAACAAGCUCGACAUGAAGUGCUGCACAUGACUUCAGCGGUUGAAAAUGGUGUAAAGCUAUGCUGCGCAAAAUUUAAAGAAAUGCAGUCGGUAAAUAUGUCAGAAUGGUCCUCAAUGAUAAUGACUUAUCUGCAACAUUCCGGUACAAGUCUUGAUCAUGUUGACUUUCAAACCUUUUGUAAUCUUCGAUAUAUUCAAGACAUCGAAUUCUUUACUAAUAUUGUGUUGGGACAAAACGACGAGGAAGGCCUAUUGAAACAUAAGACAUCAUUAGUCUUGAUUGAAAUCGAAGAAAUGUUCUCAAAAGUGAACAUUUCAUAUUCAAAAAUAUUGAAUGAAAUGUGGGGUUGUAACGAGCAAUGUCCAUUUUGUCUGGAACCAUGUGCAAAAUCAGAAGAACACGGCAGUUCCCCUCAUUAUUGCAUUCAACAUCGACCAAAUGGCUGUGUAGGCUUAAGAUUCGUGUCCGAUGAAAAAAUAUCCAAAGAGACAUGCAAUGCAUCUAUUGCACUUAAUUUUCAAUACAUGUGUUCAGUUAUCAAAAAUGCAUGUGGCUGCAAGAAACAAGUUGGUCAUCCUUAUAGAGAAUAUAAGCAGCAUUUUCCGAAGUGGGAAAUAAGUCCAUCUUCAAACAGUUUAGAAUGUGCCAAAUUUUGGCUUUGGUUUGUCGGAAGUCAUAAGGACGAAUUGGCAAAGUAUUAUGGUUAUGAUGUAUCUGAAGUACCUACCUCGUGGGGAACAAUUAAAAAGUCUGCAGCAAUCCGAAGUUUAUCAGAUAUAUAUUGAAGGAACAAUGAGUAUUGCAUAAAUUAUGUAAUACAACUUGGGGGUCAAAUGCAAGUACCAAUAAAGGUUAUUACUAAUAUAUUCUGAAUACACUGUAACACAACAAAAUGAUACUGCAACACUCUUUGAAUGGGAAAGAAAUCGUUUUAAUUAUUUAAUUGCUGAAAACACCUGUAAAUAAUCAUAGAAAGGUUUUUAGACCUAAUUACUUUUGUCUAUAUAAAAAUAAUAACUCUAUCACACAAACGCGUUCAUUUUUAACCAUUUUUACGUAAUUAUUUAUUUUUAUUUUUAUAAAAAUAAAAAUUUGGCAUGUCACGUCUUCCAGAAUUAAUAAAGGUACACUUUUUGAAGUACACGCUUUUAUAUAAGUAUUUUGUAGAUCAUGACAAGCAUUUCUGUAUGUAUUAUCCAAGGUCAAGGUUGUAAUGUCCAUAAAAUGAUGUAAAAAUAUAACUGAAUCAAACGUAUUCUGAGAUAAUCAUUGAAAAAUGUGUACUUUUUAACUUACAUAUGUCGACAUAAUGAAAUGUUCUUCAACAUAUGUUUUUUUCUUCUUCACUAUUAUAAAAUUAUGUGAGAAUAAGUUUCAAAGAACACACACAAAAAGUGUAUUUACAUUAGCUGCCGUUUUCAUUUACAAUUAAGAGUAGUUCUUACAAAAUUUACUAAGCUAAAUUGAGUGUAAAAAAAUGGUCGACGUAACAACAAUUGGAAUGCCAAAAACACUGGGUAAAACUAUAUCAAAAUAUGUAUUUAUAUAAAACUGUAUUGAUUCUGAUGAAUAAUGCACCAGAUAAAGGUGAACUGAGAAGUUAUUCUUUUACAUUUGAAAUAAGCAGUUUUAAAUUGAUAUUUAAUUGGCACAUGAAUUCAAAGUAAUCUUCUUUCUCGAUAACAUGUUAUUUGCUUUGUUGUUUUAUCUGCUUUGUUGUUUUAUCUGCUUCUUUCAUUUCUCUAUCGCCGUUUUCCAUUGCAACAUUUUAUUUGUAUAUUUGUCUGCGUUUUUUCCCGUAUUAGGCGGGGCUUAAAAGUCAAUACUCAUUUGUGUACAAAGCUUAUUAUAAUAUUUUACAGUCAUUUAUCAAAUUAUUGCAACAAAAGGUUUGAGUUUGUGUGUUUUUGUGGACGUUAAAAACAUAUUUUGAAAUAUAGAAUUGUUUACAUUUACCAUUUUCAAUGUUCGUCGUUAUGACUAAGAAAUCAUUUUUAAAGGUUUAUUUUGCAUUUAGAUUGUGAAAUGUGUAUUGAAUACCUUUUGCAUCUACAUUAUCUGUCAGUGUAUAAACAAACAGUAUUUUUCAAUUGUUUUGUUAUGAUGUUUGAAAGAUAUUUGUAUAUUUCAUGUUAUCAAUAUUUUUUUCUAUUGUAAUAAGACUGAUCUCUUAUAUAGUUUAGCAUUGUGUUUUUAAAUAUGUGCUAAAUUGUUUAAACACAUGAAUGUUAACGCAUUUAUUUCAACCAUCAUCACCAGGCUAGGAAAGUUCGAGUACUAACAGAUCUGAACUUAACAGUCAUCAAAUAUAUCAUAGAUUAUAUGUUAAAUGCGUCAUUUUAAAACAUUUCAUUUAAGAAGAAUUUUGUUCCCGUAAGUGUCCAUUGUACUUGACAACACUAAAAUGAAUUACAAACCAGACUUUGUUUUGAUGAGGUCUUAGUAGAACCUUAAAAAUAUCUACUUAAAUAAUUUACGGUUUACAUUUUUGAAGGAGCUAUUUUUGUUAAUUUCAUCAGAAAAAAAAUCUUGAGUUCUAACAAUUAAAUCGAUAGAAAUAGCACAUCGUUUUAUUCAAUGCAAAAUCGUUUGCAUUUAAGUACGCAGUAAUGUAGACUGUCAUGUCGAAAUUUAAUCAAAUUGGUCUGAAACCAGUGCAUUUUAUUGAGAAGGCCAUUAUUUCAAAAGUUUCCCCGCCAAACCGAACACCCCAUUCAGCAAGUAACUACCGUAAACAUAAAAUCAAUUUAUCUUGUCUGUUUUUUGAGGAAAAAUGUCAGGGUACUGCCAUAGCCUUAGUGUCGUUACAAAAAUGUCCAAGAUAUUUUCAUUAGAUUUAACAAUCAUGUUACCAGCAACAAUACGCAAAUGUGUUUGAAGACCCAUAACUCUGGCUUUAAUGAUAGUCGAGUAAAGUCCUUGAUUGACAGAGAAAAAGCAGACUUGCGUUGGUAUCCGUUUGAAGUGCUCUUGUUCCAAACUAAUAUAAGAAAAUGCAUCGAAAGAUGAGUUUUCUAACAUGUAAUUACUCCUCGCAAAUUAAUAGGCAUUAUUUAACAAAUGCGUGGUGUUAUUAAAUUGGUAGAAAAUGUGUAUCAGUGUUUAAAGCGAACACCCAGUUUUCACAGGCCCGAUCAAACCUACCAAACGGUUAAUCUUUAGUGGAUUGAACACAUUGCCUCAUUGUAGUUUAUAUAGUUUACUUUUAUACGUUUACAAUACGAUUUCAAAUGAAAUGUUUGAAUGAUUAACAUAUUUGUGUUUCUGUAUGUGCUAUGUUAAGUGUGAAUGAGAGAAAUUGUUCCAAAAAAAGUGUUUAAUCUAUACAUAGAGUUACUUGAAGUGAUACGUUUAUAAAAUGAAAACUAAUUUUUUCUUUGUUGUGUAAAUGUAACGCAAUUUAACAACUGUUUUACUGGUUUAGAUGUUGUCAAAGAUUGGCAGAUUAAAUGGAAAAUUAAAUUGAAACUUCCACCUUUGACUUGUCAGUCUACACAAAAUAAACACCUCUUUUAAUUGGAAAUCUAGCCAUUGGUUUGGGCAAUACUAUCAAGCAAUAUCUAAACGUAAUUGUAAUGACGUCGAAAA
Molecule: messenger RNA, 8213 nt
Organism: Mya arenaria
Lineage: Eukaryota; Metazoa; Mollusca; Bivalvia; Myida; Myidae
Exons: 4
Coding region: 111-2132 (673 amino acids)
Biological process (GO): signal transduction
Molecular function (GO): protein binding
Source: RefSeq, a predicted model, not a curated record